AUGGAAACAUUGGACAUCGACUCUGAUUAUGUAUGUUUCACCGCUCACAUCAAAUGAAAUUCUCAUUCAAAAGAAGUUUCCAGGGUGUUCACAAAGAUCAAUUGAGACGUAGUAUAAAUGCAACUGAAAAAGCGAUUGAUGUUAUUCGAGAUGGCGAUUUGGCGAGACGCCAAGUCAGUUUGGAGUUGAGAGAUUUGCAAUUGACGAUGCACGAGGAUUUGGAGAGAGUGAGUUGUUUGGAAGUUGAGAAAAUGCCACGUGACAAAAUUAUGUUUUGAACUCUUAAAUUCCUUUUUCUUUUCAGAUUCGUGGUGAGAUGAGCGAAUUCGAUAACAAAUUGAACUCGGAACGUAUUGAAAGUGCAAAAUGGAUGGAUAAAAAAGUGAAAGAAGCGAAGAAAACAGCUGACGAGGCUCUAAGAUCGAGCACACUUCUCAAAGAUGUUCAACUUCUUGAAAAGAAAGUUGAUAUUCUCAAGGUAAUUUUAUCAUAGUCUUCCAUAUUCAAAUAAUUGUUUGUUUUCCAGGAAUCGGUCAUCAAUGUCAAUCGCGCUUAUUUCAAAUAUCAAAAGAAUGUGGAUAUGAAAGAUUUGAAAAAUCAAAUAACUGAAAUGGUAUAUCGCACCGAGAAAAAAGAGCGAGACUUGUUGAAUCAAUUUGAUGGAACAAAUUUGGAAGAGAAAAGUGAAGUCAUUCUUCGAGGAGCAAUUGAAGGUUUAUUGGGAUUGCAGGCAACUAAUCCACAAUUUCUCAAAGAAGCUAGAAGUUUGGCUGCUGAAUUGAGAGUUUAUCGUGAUGCGGCGGCUAAUAAUGUUAGUUGAAUAUCUAUCCCUUAAAAUUCAUUUCAUUUUUCAGAACUUGUUCAAUUUGAUCUCAAAAGAAGAUAAUGAAUCGGUUCAAAGUGAAUCCACCUCGGAAUCUGCGAGUUCGGUUCCAUUCUCGAAUUCAACAUCUUUCAAAUCAUCUGAAGAUAAAUCUGAAACAACAAGUUCGGCAGCUUCAUCAGCUUCAACAAGUUCUUAUACAACUGCAUCGGCUUCGACAAGCAAAUCAUCAAAAGCUUCGAAGAAAAAAUCGUCGAAAAAAUCGACUUCGAGUAAUGUGACUAUUUAA
This is a messenger RNA of Caenorhabditis angaria, 1112 nucleotides long. Lineage: Eukaryota; Metazoa; Nematoda; Chromadorea; Rhabditida; Rhabditidae. The record is from the annotation of a GenBank genome assembly.